CUGCGGUACCCCGCGCAGCUGGUCAGCGAGGCGCUGGAGGAUGCUCUCAAGGAGAUGAAAGACGAUGCUCAGCCCAAAGAAGAGCCCACGCUCAGUGCCGCGUGGGUCCCCCAGGAUGCCCGUGCCCCCAGCCCCAUUCCCCCCACAGAGGCUUGCAGAGGAGCUGGGGAAGGGCAAGACCCUUCCAAGGAGGCCGGGGAUGGCGAAGCCCCCAAAGCAGAGGAGGAGGCUGGGGAAGAUGUGUUCCAGGGUGUGGGGAGCAGCACUCUGCGGGACGGAGCCACAUCCCCCCCAGGAUCGCAGCCCUGCGACAUGACUGCUUCCCUAAGUGCUGUGGAGAGCCAGGAAGAGGCUGGAGCAUGGGAGGAGGAGAUGCCCACUGUGCUGAGCCCAAGGGAACCAGACGUGGUAGCCCAGGAAGAGGAAACAAGUGGCCCUGGCCUGGCAGGGAGCAGCUGGGAAGAGCCAGAGCAAGAGGAGGAUGAGGUGGAGGUGACAAGCAUGGAGGCAUCGCAGCCCUCGGAGGACGAGGAGGAGAGGGAACUCCAUGUGGAGGAUGGCGAUUUCCAGGGCGAAGGGAUGGAUGCACGAGAAGGGGGGUCCCUGCAAAGGGAAAUCGAAGCUGCUCAUGCUCUCCCCGUGGAAAGUCACCCAGUUUUGCCCACGGAAAGUAACCUGGAAGAGGACCUUGUUGAUGGAGGGCAGGAAGACUUUGAGCAUCAGGCAAUGCCCAUGUGCGAGGUGGGUCUGGCUGCAGAGGAGGAAAGGGAGCCGGAGACGUGCCCGGAGCCGGAGACGUCGCCAGAGACGUGCCCAGAGCCGGAGACGUACCCAGAGCCAGAGACAUGCCCAGAGCAGGAGCCUUUGAGCAUCCAUGAGGCCAUCCCAGCAGAAGAGGUUUCAUCGGAGGCUGGAGAAGAUGCCAUGGGAGAGGAGAACCCAGGUGAGGGAGAAGAGGGAGGGGGCAGUGGGGAGGCACUGGGAGAAGACCCCUGGGCAGGAGAGGCUGCGGGAUCUGAAGCCCUGGGGCAGGAGAGCGGAGCCCAGGAGGAGCUCGGGGACCUGCAGGAAAAUGGCUUUGCAGAAGAGGUGCUGGAGCAGGAGCUGGAGCCGGAGCUGGGAGAGGAGCCCUGGGCCGAGACUCCCGAGGAGCCACGGGAGGUGCAGGAUGAGGAUGAGGAGCUCGGCUCAGCCCCAGGGCAGCCCGAGAGCAGCAGCACCGGCCCUGCGGCACUUGAGCCAGUGCGGGGUGACAGCACGGAGCCGGCGGAGGAGGAUGUUGGGCGAUGGGGAGAGCCGGACGGGGCUCCAGGCGUGGGCAGGGGGGUGGAGCUGGAGGAGACGCUGCCAGACAGCACGCCCUUGCACCUCUACGAAGGGGAGAUGCUGGCUGUGGUCACACCCAGCCAAAACCCUCCAGAGAUGGAGGGGAUCACAGAGACAGCCCCUGCAUCCGAAACAGCUCCGGAGGAUGACGGCUGGCUGGAAGGGAAGGACAAGCCACCAAGUCCCACCGUGCCAGAGAGCCGCGAAGAGGAGGCAGGGGCGGAGGGAGGCCCUGGGGGAGAGGGUGCUGAGGAGGAGGAAGGCUACUUCAUGGUCGCUGCUCCCAGCCAAGAGGUGUCCAGCUCAGAGGAAGCCGAGAUGUCCGAGGACUUUGAAGAAAUCAAAGUUGAAGCAACCGAAGCCAGCAAAGAUGAUGUGGAAGCUCCUGGAGAAGCAUCUCCGGCGCCAGAGGAUGAAGGGCACUUCGAGGCGUUCGUUGGUGGAGCAGAGGAAGAUGUGAAGAUGCCCACAGAAGAACCCGAGAUGCCACAGGAUGAGGAUGAGGAUGCUGGGGGUUUCACUGCCGAGCUGGAGGAAGGCCCAGUUGUGCCCGAAGCGGAGCCCAGCUCCCCCGGGGCUGUGGGCGCAGCAGCAGGAGGCACUGAUGAGCCCACGCAGGGUGCCGCAGGCCCCAGCGCACAGCGGGGACCAGGGUGCUCGGAGGGUUUGGGUGCUGAGUCAGACAAGGAGCUUGACGGCACGGCCCAGCUGGAGAACGAUGCCGGCAGAGCCGAAACCCUCCCAGGCUGCGACCUGGAGCUGGUGGGGCAGGAGGAGGAGGAGGAGGAGGAUGAGGCUGGCACGGCUCACCAUGACGCAACCGAGUCCAUCCCUCUGGCAGAGCUCCAGGCCCAGGCGAUGCCGGUUUCUCCGCUGCCUGACCAAGCGGAGCAGACGUCGGAUGAGCAGCCAUCUGCAGAGGAGGAAGCUCUGGAAGCUCCGGAGGGUGACAGCCCUCUCGCAGCUGGAGAUCAGGAGCCCGCUGAGGCCGACCCGCGGAGGCUGAGCCCCGCGUCAGAGCCAGGGGGUUUCCUGGAGGUGGUUGAAGAAGGCCCAGAAGUGUCUGAUCUCGCGGCAAAGGUGACGGCGGACGUCAUGGAAGACACGGAUAUUUUGGAAAUAGUCGAUCAAGCCCUGGAGUUCAACCAGGAGCUGGUGAUGGGGGUGAGGGCGGCCGAGGGUGGGCAGCGGGAUCCUGACGGGACCGAGCUCCCCGGGGACACCGGGGAAGACUCCUCGCCUGCCUCAUCCAGCGAGGAGGAGCCAACGGUGCAGGAGGCACCAGCAGAUGCAGCACCGGGGCCAGAGGGUCCGGUUCGGGCUGAGAACGGGCUGCACCGGGAGGCCAGCCUGGAGGACCUGGCUGAAUUCUCAGAG
This is a messenger RNA of Eurypyga helias (sunbittern), 2703 nucleotides long. RefSeq names its product fibrous sheath CABYR-binding protein-like. The record is from RefSeq and is a predicted model, not a curated record. NCBI's taxonomy places the organism in Eukaryota, Metazoa, Chordata, Aves, Eurypygiformes, Eurypygidae. The annotation marks the transcript as partial. The transcript is spliced from 3 exons.